AUGUCUAGUAACGCAGAAGCUCGCCAGGAUCAUCCAGAUGUCGGAAGUGAUGAUGAUCGACAGUGGCCUCGUAAAGGCGUCAUGGUCGACGGCAGAAUGCGAUGGUUACAAGAAGGGGUAAUUGGAGGGCCUGUGAGCGGGAAAUUCGCCUAUGUUUUCCUCCAGGAUCGACAAGUCUUCCGUCUCUCCCCAAGCCCACCAAAAGAGCCCCAGAAAAGGCAUGGACGGGGAUUAGCCGAGGAGGAGCAAAGUAGUGAGAUCAUGGGAGACUCUAGGCACACCGAGUACAACGAGGCGCCUUUAGCCUCAACUGCUACCAGUCUACAACGACCGCAAGGGAAAUUACUCGCAAAAUCCUCAAACAUUUCAAUAACUAGAGAGGACCUGGACGAAAGGUUUUACGCAAACCUGAGACGCACGGGUCGAUGGCCUAAAGGCGAUUCUGUUGCACUUGAUAUGCACGGCAAUUUCGAUAUAGACUACGACAAUGAUGGGCCAGAAUUACGCCCAGAGAGUCAAUUGACAAACGCUGGGGAUCUGACGAUGGAAAACCACGAGGAGCUCGCAAAAAAGGCACGAAAGGAGACCAAGCGCCAGAUGAAGGCAUUCUCGAUGGCCCAAGGAGAGUUUGUUGAUGAAUUGAAAGAUAUCGAGCGAUCGUCAUCCGUAUCGUCCGUCUCUGAUAUAUCUGUCACAAAUUACGAAGCAUCACCUCAGAAUCAACGCUGUGAUCCAGACUGCCCACUUCGGCUAGAGGGUAAGUCUGGGAUUGUCGCCAGUGCAACAGACAAUGAGAAUGCACUUGAUGAGCAUGACCCACGGCUUGAGACGUACACUUAUGCCAGGAUCUCUCCAAGCCAGACACGCAUACUGGUUCUCAAAGGUGCCAAUGACAAAUCACCUUUGGUGGGGAAGCUACUGCCCAUGACCUUUGGCCCAAGAGAAGACUUUGGACGUGAAAACAACGAGAGCAUAUAUAGAGGGCAGUAUGAAGCCUUGUCGUAUACCUGGGGAUCUUCUGAGCGUCCAUACUCAAUCCGAUGCGAAACAAAGCGUUUAUUCAUCACUAAGAAUCUCCAUUCGGCACUCAUCCAUCUACGGCCCUCCGACGGAUACCGCUAUCUCUGGGUAGAUGCCUUGUGUAUAGAUCAAGAGAACAUCCCAGAGAGAAACAGUCAAGUUCGUCGUAUGCAUGAUGUUUACAGAUCUGCUCAUCGAGUCGUUGUUUGGCUCGGGAAGGCGGACGAGGAGAGCGGGAUGGCUGUAGAUUUUCUCAAAAUGUUUGACAGACGCAGAGAUCGGCAGAGAGUUCUACUCCGACAGCACAAUGUGACCUGCUAUGACAGACUGGAGAGUAUUUAUAGGGCUCUCGUCGCUUUGUAUCGACGGUCGUACUUUCGACGAAGCUGGAUUCGACAAGAAGUCGCGGUGGCGAAGAAGAUUGAGGUCCGUUGUGGUGAUGAUGAAAUGUCAUGGUAUGCUCUGAAGCGCUGUGCAGCAAGGUUACCUAGCGUCAGGAACUUUAUACAGAAGCAGGACUCUAAAACAGUCGGGGAAGAGUUCGCAAGAAGCCAAGCUCCGCUCGAAUUCCUGCAGCGGGGCUGGGUAUACGGACAGGCAGUUAUAAACCCAUUUGGGCACAUUAGAAGUGUCUGGUACUAUCAUGCUGGUGGCCUUGUGGACUUGCUUAUGGUCGGACGGGAGUUUGAUGCGAUGGACCCAAGGGAUAAAGUGUAUUCAGUCCUCAACAUGGCGGGAACACCAACGGAAACAGCAGAUGAUUCUGCCACAAAUACUGUACCAUGUAUCGAAAUUGACUACGAAAAGACGGUCUCUCAAGUCUAUCAGGAAGUCACAAAGUACAUUAUCAACCGAGACCGUAAUCUAGACAUACUAUGUAUUCUCAACACUCACCGAGACCAGAACUCGGAGGACCUGCCGUCAUGGGUUCCCGAUUGGCGUGUGCCGACUUCCCAUGCUAAGCUCAAAGAUUGCUGGGACUACUUUGGCUGCAAAUAUGCCGCUGCAGGAUUCACCAAAGCUGUAGCUCAGAAUGUAUCCGAGUACGUUAAAUUGACUGUCGUGGGAUACUCUGUAGAUAGGAUCCGAGACACCCUAAACUCGACUGUCCAGAAUUCUCAUGAUUUAAUGAGCAUUCGAGAUCAAGAAAGUCUCGACCAAUACACAUACCCAUUCGACGCCUCGCGUGACUUACGACGUCUAUGUAUCACUGAGUCAGCGCGCUUAUGUCUCGUUCCUUCAUCGGCACAAGAUGGAGAUUUGCUAGUAAUCUUGAGGGGAGGCAAGCUUCCGUUCGUUCUCAGACCUUGCGAGUCCGAAGAAGUUGCAGAAGAUAGUCUCCGAGAGGAAGAUUCUCCAGAUGAAGAGAAUGCACUGCAGGUGAGAAUCGUCGGUCCUUGCUGCAUCCCAGAUUUGAUGUAUGGAAAGGCCAUCAAAUCCCUUCAAGAGUCAUCAAUGGAGGAGGAAAAAGCUUGGAAUCUGGUGAUCUUUUGA
Messenger RNA from Bacidia gigantensis, 2514 nucleotides. RefSeq lists its product as uncharacterized. NCBI's taxonomy places the organism in Eukaryota, Fungi, Ascomycota, Lecanoromycetes, Lecanorales, Ramalinaceae. Bases 1 to 2514 code for a protein of 837 amino acids. The transcript has a single exon. The record is from RefSeq and is a predicted model, not a curated record.